AUGGGUCUGGUACAAGAAAAGAGGCAAUCUAGUGUUUUGAAGAUGAAGUUGGUGGCAGAGAUACUGACCGGGAAUCUGUUCUACGUCGAGGUGGGGGAGGAUGACACCGUAGCCAACCUCAAGAAAGCAAUUGGGAAGCAAGAAAACCUACCCGGGGAUCGCCUCAUUCUGCUGCUCGAUGCUGAGGAGCGUUAUUCGUUGGAUAAAGAUGAAGCUUUUCUUAAAGAUUAUGGGGUUGAAGAUAGCUCCCACAUCUACGUCUUCUUCCGACCCCAGGAAACCAUUGCUGCUGCCUCUGCUUCUCCUUCGACUCCUAAGGAGUCUGCCUCCAGUGAACCUGCACACUCCAUGGAUUCUGAAAUUGGAGUUACAAAUGCAGAUAAUACAGAUGAGGCCAAUGAAGACGAAGAAGCUCCACGCCACGAGAAUGCUUCAGAUGAGGCGAAUGAGCCUCCUGCCUCAGUUGAUCAAGAAUGA
Salvia splendens (bonfire salvia) is the source of this 477-nucleotide messenger RNA. RefSeq lists its product as uncharacterized. Gene Ontology annotation, cellular component: nucleoplasm; cytosol. The coding region runs from base 1 to 477 and encodes 158 amino acids. The transcript has a single exon. NCBI's taxonomy places the organism in Eukaryota, Viridiplantae, Streptophyta, Magnoliopsida, Lamiales, Lamiaceae. Gene Ontology annotation, biological process: proteasome-mediated ubiquitin-dependent protein catabolic process. Gene Ontology annotation, molecular function: proteasome binding; ubiquitin binding; polyubiquitin modification-dependent protein binding. The record is from RefSeq and is a predicted model, not a curated record.